CCCCCCCGGGGAAGGUCCCUCAGCGCCAGCAGAGCCUCGACCCCUCGGAACCCCCCCCCGGAACCCCCCCCGGAGCCGCAGGAACCCCCGCGGGACCCCCAGAGCAGCCCCAAAUCGGAGCCCACCACCCCCAAAACCCUCCGGGCGGGGCCGGGGGGGUCCCCCCGGGGGGUUUCCCGGGCCGAGAAGUGCGCGGGGCUUCACAUCUCGGGGCCCUUCUCCGUCACCGUCCCCCUGCACGUCACCUCCAACCUGUCCCGCCUCACCCGGGGGCUGCCCUGCCCCGUCCUGCUCCGGGACACCCCCGGAACCGCCCCCCCGGGACCCCCCCGCCACCCCCGGAGCCGCAGCGGGGACAGGAGGAGCCGAGGGGAUGAGGGGACCCCCCCGAGAACCCCCCGCGACCCCCAGAGACGCAGCGGAGACGCGGAAGAGACGCGGCUCUCCCGGGAGCUCCGGGAUUCCUUCGCCUUCCUGGAUAAUCCCGAGGAAACUUGGGAUGUGGGAACGGCGGCCGCGACCCCCGGGAGCGGAGACGGGACCCCCGGGAUCGGAGAUGGGACCCCCGGGAUCGGAGACGGGACCCCCGGGAUGCGGGAAGGGACCCCCGGGAUCGGAGAUGGGACCCCCGGGAUGAGCCCCGAGGGGUUCCCGGCCCUGGAGGAGGGGCUGGAGAGCGGGUUCAUGAAUCCCGGGGAGCCGCCCCUGGAGGAUGAUCCCUCGGGAUUCCUUUCCAUCGAGGAAUGCACGGCCCGGGCCAUGGACGAGCUUUUCUUCCUCACCCCCCCCGACGGCUCCGAGCGCGACUCCGACUCCGACUCCCCGUUCCUGAGCUGCCCCGACGAGCUCGACCCCCCCCUGGGGGCUUCCCCGGACACCCCCGGGGGGGCCCCGAACCCCCCGAACCCCCCGGACAUCCCACAGAUCCCGGAGAUCCCGGAGAUUCCGAAAAUUCCAGAGAUCCCGGAGAUUCCAGAGAUCCCGGAG
Messenger RNA from Neopelma chrysocephalum (saffron-crested tyrant-manakin), 987 nucleotides. Its product is annotated as rho GTPase-activating protein 30-like. The transcript has 3 exons. The annotation marks the transcript as partial. The record is from RefSeq and is a predicted model, not a curated record. Lineage: Eukaryota; Metazoa; Chordata; Aves; Passeriformes; Pipridae.